Molecule: messenger RNA, 1809 nt
Organism: Nicrophorus vespilloides
Lineage: Eukaryota; Metazoa; Arthropoda; Insecta; Coleoptera; Silphidae
Product: cardiomyopathy-associated protein 5-like
Exons: 4
Molecular function (GO): protein binding
Source: RefSeq, a predicted model, not a curated record
ACAGAAUCUGAAGGUGAAGUAGAAAAAGAACCAGAACAUGUACCAACAGAAUCUGAAGGCGAACAACCUGAACAUGUACCAACAGAAGCACCAGAACAAGAACCAGAACAUGUACCAACAGAAUCUGAAGGUGAAGUAGAAAAAGAACCAGAACAUGUACCAACAGAAUCUGAAGGCGAACAACCUGAACAUGUACCAACAGAAGCACCAGAACAAGAACCAGAACAUGUACCAACAGAAUCUGAAGGUGAAGUAGAAAAAGAACCAGAACAUGUACCAACAGAAUCUGAAGGCGAACAACCUGAACAUGUACCUACAGGAUCUGAAGGCGAAGUAGAAAAAGAACCAGAGCAUGUACCAACAGUAACUGAAGGUGAACAAGCUGAACAUGUACCAACAGAAGCACCAGAACAAGAAUCAGAACAUGUACCAACAGAAUCUGAAGGUGAAGUAGAAAAAGAGCCAGAACAUGUACCAACAGAAGCUUCAGAACAUGUACCGACAGAAGCUGUAGAACAAGAACAUGUACUAACUGAAUCUGAACAAGAACAACCAGAACACGUACCAAGCGAAAGUGGAGAACAGCAACCAGAAGGCGAAGAUAAAACAGAGCAUGUUCCAACGGAAUCGACAGUCCAAGAAGCAGAACAUGUUCCAACAGAAGCUGAACAUUUGGUAACGGAACAUAUUCCAACAGACGGUGGAGUGCAUAUCACAGAGAAGCCAGUGGAAGCCGUGGAACAGGAAACUGAGAAAGCAAUUGAGUCGGAGGUUCAUGUAACAGAAGGAAUUCAAAUUGAAGAACAUACAAUGACUGCCGAAGAUCACGUUACCGAAAAACAAAUUACCGAUAUGGAAACAGAAAAACCUAUCCACGAGGAUUACGAUCACACCGAGAAGGUGCAUCAUCCAUCCGAAGAGAAAUAUCCAGCAACCGAAAAGUACCCGACUGAACUCUAUCCUGGAACAACCACAUCAACUACAGCGCAUCCUAGUCACGAACAGAAACCCGAAUUGCCGGACUAUCAAUCGCCAAUCGAGGAUUACGAGGACGAUACGACAUCGUUCGGUCCGGGCACCUGCCGUUACGGUGGAAAAGUUUACGUUUCCGCUCAGCAAAUUCCAAGAGACGAUCCGUGCGAUUUCUGCUUCUGCUUCAGAAGCGACAUCAUCUGCUUACAGCAGAGCUGUCCUCCACCAAUUCCUCGUUGCCACGAAGAACCGAUCAGAGGAUUCUGCUGUCCGAGAUACGAAUGUCCAGUUAACAUGGCAACGACUCUCAAUAUUACCACAACGACCACGACAACAACCACCACCCUACCUCCACAUUUCUUGUCACACGCCUACAAGGGUAAAGCCACCCGUACAGGUUGUCUUGUACAAGGACAAUCAUACAAAGUGGGAGACACCAUUCCAUCAUCAUCGGGACCUUGCCUUCACUGCGUAUGCGGAGGUAAUGGCCAAAUGAAAUGUGAUCCCAAAGUGUGUAGCCCGGAACCGAUGCUCAGGCAAAUAGUCGCCGCAGCUGCGUCCAGGAGGAGAAGAUGAGCCUCAAAGGAGGAUUAGUGACAAUGCACGAGUCAACACUUACUUCAAGUGCGAGUGAUAACAAAGACAAUUUUUAUAAAAUAAUAAUAUAAAGGACUAUUAGUCUUGAACUUAAAUGUUAAGCAUUCUCGGGUGCCAAAAUGAUGAAACUAAGACUAGGUAUAUUGUCGUGCCUUCUAAACGGGGACACCAAACUCAAAACAAUGAAAAAAAAAAAAAUAACGUCUCUUCUCUUUACACUACUAUUACUACUAUUACUAC